Molecule: messenger RNA, 1073 nt
Organism: Staurois parvus
Lineage: Eukaryota; Metazoa; Chordata; Amphibia; Anura; Ranidae
Source: the annotation of a GenBank genome assembly
AUGGAUGCUCCAUGGCGUCAAGGUGGCCGAGGUCGAGCAAGAGGUCGAGGUAAUACUGUCAAUGGAGGACCAUCUCCAGCUCCAGGCCCAGCAGCUGCCAGAAAUGCUGCUUAUUCAAGAGAAGAUGUAAAUAGUGUAUCCAGACCUGGUCCUGGAAGAGGGAACGUUUCCUAUGCUUCCGUAAGCAAGCCCUUGAAUGCACUGCACACAAGUGAAGUUAAUGUGAAUAGCUCUAAGAAGAAGUUUGAAGAGAUCCAGAGAGCCAACCAGGCAGUAGUAAGAAAGAUUGUAGAAGACAAUUAUAGCUCAUCAGAUGAAGAUGAUGAAGAGAUGAAGAUGCUGAAGGGAAACAGAAAAAAAUAUUAGAUUUAACAUUUACAACCUAUACUAACCAAACAGAUGGCGAUGUCAGUGAAUUGGCACGCACCAAACAGUACAUGAGCGAGGCUUUUCAGUCUGGAGCUGUGACUUGCUUGAUAUGCAUUGCUUCAGUGAAGAGAAACCAAGCUGUUUGGAGCUGCUGUGCCUGUUAUUGCAUAUUUCACAUGCCGUGCAUCCAGAAGUGGGCCAAGGACAGCAUAUUCCUUGUGUCUUCUCCACUCACAGAUGAUGACUUUGAAAAGAAAGAUUACCCUUGGCCGUGCCCGAAGUGUCGAUAUGAAUACAAACGAUCCCAGACUCCUGCAAGAUAUUACUGCUAUUGUGGUAAAGUAGAAGACCCACCACUGGACCCAUGGCUUGUACCUCAUUCUUGCGGCCAAGUUUGUGAAAGAGAAUUUAAACCAUCAUGUGGUCACAAAUGUUUGCUCUUGUGCCAUCCAGGACCUUGCCCACCUUGUCCAAAGAUGGUCACCAUCACUUGUUUUUGCAAGAAGGCAAAGCCUAUUCCACGCAGGUGCAGUGCCAAAGAUUGGUCCUGUCAGCAGUCAUGUGGGAGAAUGCUGUUGUGUGGGCAACACAAGUGUGAAAAUCCUUGUCAUAAAGGAGACUGUCUACCAUGCCCCAGAGUCAGCAAGCAAAAAUGUCUUUGUGGAAGAAAGGUUGCUGAACGACUGUGUGCAAGUCCAACCUGG